CAUUCAUCCAGACGCCUGAACCCUUUUAACGGUGGAGAAUACUCGAGGGCGGCUAUUUGGCAUAUAAACGAUUACCUCCCAAGGCUUUUCUUUUCUUUUGCGCCCCAUCGGUCUCUGCAGAAUAUCCUUAAUCGUCUUUGUCUUAUUGCAAGUAGGCAAUCGGCAACAGCGUCCUAUCCCAUUCCUCAAGACACUCAAAGUGGCAUGCUUGAUUUCCCCAUUUGACCCCAAUUCCACCACCAACAACCACCUUCAACCCCCGCAUUCUCUCCCCCGCACUCCCACUUUCUCCCCUCCCCCAUCCCACAUACUUUCACAAUGGCGCCCCUCAUCAACCAUCUCUACACGGCCGACCCUUCAGCCCACGUCUUCAACGGCAAAGUCUACAUCUACCCGUCUCACGACCGCGAGACCGACAUCAAGUUCAACGACAAUGGAGACCAAUAUGACAUGGCCGACUACCACGUCUUCAGCACAUCAUCGCUGGACCCCCUCGAGCCCGUCGUCGACCACGGCGUCGUCCUGAAGACCGAAGACGUCCCCUGGGUCUCGAAGCAGCUCUGGGCCCCCGACGCCGCCUACAAGGACGGCAAAUACUACCUCUACUUCCCCGCCCGCGACAAGCAGGACGUCUUCCGCAUCGGCGUCGCCGUCUCGGAUAAGCCCGAGGGCCCCUUCACCCCGGACCCGGAACCCAUCAAGGGCAGCUACAGCAUCGACCCGGCCAGCUUCGUCGACGACGACGGCCAGGGCUACCUCUACUUUGGCGGUCUCUGGGGCGGCCAGCUGCAGUGCUACCAAAAGGGCAACGACGUCUUCGAGAAGCAGUGGCUCGGUGCCCAGGAGCCCAGCGGCGAGGGCGUCUACGCGCUCGGCCCGCGCGUGGCCAAACUGACGGGCGACAUGCACCAGUUCGACGGCGAGGUCCAAGAGAUUCAGAUCCUCGCGCCCGAGACGGGGAAGCCCAUCCUCGCCGACGACCACGACCGCCGCUUCUUCGAGGCCGCGUGGUUGCACAAGAGGGACGGGCUGUACUACUUUUCCUACUCGACCGGCGACACGCACUACCUCUGCUACGCCACCAGCGAGAGCCCUUUGGGCCCUUUCACGUACGGGGGACGGAUCCUCGAGCCCGUGCUGGGGUGGACGACGCACCACUCCAUUGUAGAGUUCAAGGGCCAGUGGUGGCUCUUCCACCACGACUGCGAACUGAGCAAGGGCGUGGAUCACCUGCGGUCUGUCAAGGUCAAGGAAAUCUUUUAUGACAAGGACGGCAAGAUUGUGACGGAAAAGCCGUAGGGGGAGAAGGGGGAUGACCAAACUGAAGAAACGUUCAGAAGAAGGUAAGUAAAUAAAUCUUGCGUCACUUUGUAUCAAUAAUAAAUUUUGGGACACACCCUUCUAUUCACAGAUGUUCUGAGUUGAUUUCAUCUACAUCCUAAUCAUCUCUUCACAACCUAGACUCUUUCCCUCAACUUCCUUUCCUAGAUCCUUCCAUCCCAGACUUUGUAUAUCUUCUUUACAUGACCAGGCUAAAAUGGUGACUCAACGUUUGAAAAGAUCGUAUAAUUAUCUCACACUCGGGGAUGUAUGGGGUAUAUAAGGGUGAUUCGGACCAUAUGUCCGCGACAAAGGAAACUAAAAAAAGGGGGUGUUGUGUUCAUCUUUGUGUGAUAUUCCUCUCAUCCAUAGAAAAGAAAUCCCCCCUCAUACUGCUUCUCAACUUUCAACAACUCCGAACCGCAGCUUAUUCAACGCCUCUUCAUACUUGGCCGGGCUGUGGUCAAUCAACAUGCUCGUCCCGAACCGCACCUCUCUGAAGCGCGACUCGACGUCCCUGACGUACUUGAGCACGAUCCGCUGCGCAGGCCGGCCGAUAGACUCCUCGUCAGAAACAAGAAAAGCGUCACGCCUCAGCACCCGCUGGCUCUCGACGAUAAACACCUCGCCUGGAGGCAGCAACUUCAGGCUCAUCAUGCUGGAGCGCAGCGUCGUCAGCGCCGAGAUGCUCCAUUUAUCCUCGUCGGCGCCGGCGGCCAGGGUGGAGGAGGAGCGGGAGCCGCUGUUGGUGUACCACUUCUCCGCCAGCCCGGACUGGAAGGCCUGCCAUAUCCGCUGCUUGACCUCGACUUUUGCUUCGUGGUUGUCGCUCUUGAACGCGAGCGCCACGGCCUGAAAGUCGUGCAGGACGCCGAGGGAGAGGAAGGGGACGAGGUCGCAGCCGUGGACGACGCUGGUGACGAGGCCGCGGGUGGCUUUGCGGAGGGCGGGAGACAUUGUCCCGGGAGGGCCAUAGGCGUAGACGUGGAUGGGGCGGCCCGAGGGGAGGCAGACGUGUGUUGUGUCGGCGUCGAGGAGGCGUCCGUCGCCGAGGAGCCGGCGGUGCGGGUCCGAGGUGGUGACGAAGCCCGUGCCUGACGAUGAGGGCUCGGCGAGCAUGGUGCCCAGCAGCGCCGUGACGCCGCCGCCGAGCGAGUGGCCACACAGGACGAGGCCGUAGUCGCUAAACUCGUCGAGGGCCUCCUUAAGGGUGUAGAGGACGCGCCCGUCGCCGCCGUAUAGGAGGCGGCGGGCGGAGGCGUGGAUGCCCUUGUGGACCUUGUAGGACUUGCCGCGCCAGUAGAGGUUGUCGUAGUCGCAGGCCAUGUCGGCCAGGACAUCCUCGAAGCCGAGGGUGCCGCGGCACGCGAGGACGACGGCUUUGGAUUCGUGGUCGAGGGAUAUGUAGUGGACCAAGGGGACGCCGGUGCCAGUUGAGCCAGUGGUGUCGGAUCCGCCCUGGGCGUCGACGAAGGAGGCGAGGAGGAUGCUGGUGGACUCGGAUUCCGUGUGGUGGGCAAAGGAGCGGAUCUCGUGGUGUGUGUCGUCCAACGCUUUGAUCAGGGGCAUGUCCUUUGAAAUACCCAUGAACUUGAGAAAGUUGGACCCGUAUGAAGCGGAAGAGAAACGCAUGUACCGCGUGAUGUUUCGGAGCAGGUGGAAUGCCGGGAAAACACCAUCCACUGUGCCUGCCCGCCUCAAGGUGUCGAUGGCUUCGGAGUCGGUGUAUGCGCUCUUCUGAUAGUACGAUGACAGAACCAGAGACGUCUGGGAGCCGGUAUUGGCGAUGCUGUAGAGGCUAGGCGUGUUAACGUGGGAACGCGCUCUCCUGGACUUCAUUGGCGACGGUGGCUUCUGAUCGUUCAUGUCCUUCUCUGACCGUGACUUGGGGAUGCUGGGCUGGCCCAUGCCGUCACGGCGGGUGUAUCCGGGAGACUGGGGCCGAUAUCCGUCGACGGCAUGGAAGGAGUAAGUGUCCGUUUGUGACACAAUCGAGUCUCGACGUCGCUCGUGUACAGAGAUGUAACUGGCUCGCGAAGAGCUGCGAGGUACAGGUGAGGGGUUCUCAUAGGCCCGGCCUCUCGAGCUGGAGGCAGCAGUCGGGCCCAUGGCCCUGGUCUGGGGCGGACGGCUGGGCUGAGUAGAGGUACGUGUUGUCCCAUCUCUUGCGGCAGUCUUUGCCGGCUGCUUGGCUUUCCCCGUAGGCUGCGAAUUGCCGGUGCCGGUGCUCGUUCCGUCUCGAUGGAAGAGGUUGGAGAUGUUUGAGCUGGUACCCCUUUUCAAGGCUUGCCUGAUGCCUCCCUUUUUCUCCGUUGUGGGCUUCUCCGAUGGUUUGCUACUUGACAAGGACUCGCCUUUGGUUCUCUUGGGCUUGUUGGCUUCGGCGUGCGAGGAGACGGCACUCUCCUGACGUGCCCGCACUGGUAGGGGGCCUAGAGGCGCGCGCUGUCGCUUUUGGUUUGGCGCGUUUUCGGGACUCUGCUUGGGCGUUGGGAUCUGAGAGACUCGACUGCCGGGUGAAGUCGAGGGGAAACCAGGACCAACCUUUACUCGACGAGGGGUCGGGUUGGAUGUCGCAUCUGACCUCGGAAUAGUGGCCGGGGCCGGCGUCAGCGCCUUCUUGGGUGGUACGGGUGGCGGUUCAUCCUUUUCGUCGUUUCGACCGUAUCCAUCGGACUCCUCGGUGUCGUCUAGUGAUUCCACUUUUCGAGAGUUGUCUUCUGCCUCCUCGAAGCCUUGGAUUGUUGUGUUUCGAUGUUUGCUCUUGUCGACUCUGUAGACGACCCGGUAGGUCGGGACGUCUUGAUGCCUCACCAACUGCUCCUUUGGGCCCUCUGAAGAUGGCAGGACUUCUCGCUCGACGACCUCGACGCCUGGAGGCGGUGUCAAAGUUGGGGGCUCGGGUCCCGUGAAAUCCACAGUGAUCAUCUUCCUCGUCAAGGUCGUUGUCGAGAUGGACACGCUUGUAUCUGCAGGCAUAGACCGCAUGAUCUGGUUCUUCAGGCGAAUUUCUGGCAGGUCGUAGUCGUCUUCGUCUUCGCUGGUUUCUCGCUCGCCAUGUCGUUCGAUAGUGGCUAGUAUACCAGGACUCGGUUGAUCUCCAGGGAUGGAAACCAAAAUAUCAGGACCUUUGCUUUUGUAGCGGCCUUUGUGCACACCGUACAGGCUGUUUUCGUGAAUGUCGACCCGCUCCCCGUCGUUGAGUACAACGACAUCCCAAACGAUCUCAUCGUGGCCAAGUCGUCUUGUCUCUUCGUCGAGGAAACGUCGACAUUUGCGCUGCAGGUAGGCCAACGCGCACAAGCCCAUGACCAGAUCUACAACACCCACACGCUCACCCUCCACACCAGUCGCAGGAUUCUGAAACUCGCGGCGAAUUAAAGUAAUGAUGCUCGCAAUGGCACGUGAAGAGUCGGUUGAGCCAAAGAAUUGGUCGAGAGACGAAAGAAGAAGCUGAGAUAUCUCUGAAGCGACGGAAAUGGUGGUGCUCGUCAUCUGAAAUCCGGUCGUAGUCCAGAAAACGAUUUGCGACAUGGCACUAUGCAGGUGCUCCAAGCUCCUCUCCAGGACAGUUUCUGCAUCUUCUCUGCCCAGGUCGCUGUUCAGGACAGUUUCUGCAUCUUCUCUGCCCACCAGGUCUGCUCUCUGGAUCUGCCGGGAUUCCUCGUAUGCUGAGCUCCAGACUGGUGGUGGAUGCUGGUGCAUCGAAGCCGUGGAGCUGAUGAAGGGAUUGGAUUGCUAAACAUGUUGAGCGAGUGGCAAGACUGACGGCCUUUGCUAUAGGACUCGGUAGCACAGUUCGUCCUUGGUGAGAGUCGAGAGGGACAUGGACGAGGUCGUGAGAGUGUUCGUCCCCGUCCCAGUCGUCGUCCGGAUCCAUGAUCUCUGAUGGGCGUGUCGGGGCUGAUGCCAGUGAGGGUCGGAAAGUGGGCGCUCGCAUGCGCAGCAGACACGGUUCAUUAAGUGACAGACAACGUGGAGUUGAGAUAAGGUUCCGGACGUUAAACUCGAAGUGAUGCAGGAUGUGCAGAAACCAUGUUAUACUCGAGACCUUGGCCGAGCUCGGUUCCAACAGGGGAUGUCGAACGUACACUUAGGGGGUAGAGAAGGGAAAGGAAAGCAGGGAAUGAAGCGUUCAGAGACGCAGAGAAGGUACAAGCUUGUGGAAAGAAUCAAAAGAGGGAAGAAGCACAACUAACAAGACUAAGGGUAAGGGAGUAGGGCGAGACGAGGUGGUGAAGAAAGGGGGGACAUAGGCGUGCUACCAGCGGUGGCAAUAUUCAAGCACCUUCAGCGGUAGGAGGAUCAGAGCAGCAGCGUUCAGAAGUAUAGAGAGGCGUAUACUGCGUAGGUUGUGGAACGACCGGAACAGAGUAGACUUGACAGAACACAAGCAUCAACGUACUACCUCGGCCUGGCCUGUCGACAUCUAUACCGAAGGUGCCGUCCCGAGUGUAACGGGCGUGGCGAUGUCGUGUUUUCUUGUGUUGUGCUGAUGACGACAGCCUGGAACGAGGCCGUGAGAAGGGAAUAGUACUGUGUAUGUAGAGAGAGGUGCGAACCCGCGUUUCUGGGAGCACUUUUGUUUGGUACGGUUAGGUAUGGAGUAGUGUACAGUAAGUGGGCGAGUGGCACCGCGUAAGGUGGUUUUUAGGGUGUCGUGGGCGCGCGGUGGAAUGAAAUCAGUUGGGGUGUUCUAGCCCAAUGUGAGCUCAGGCAAAAGAUGACUGGGUUGACGUGUUGAGCCGCUGUGCCAGGGCUCCAAUAGGAGUAAGUGGGACGUUGAGCAUCUGCAUGAGUACUCCGUACAUAAGGU
This is a messenger RNA of Colletotrichum scovillei, 6136 nucleotides long. Its product is annotated as glycosyl hydrolase family 43. The transcript has a single exon. The record is from RefSeq and is a predicted model, not a curated record. NCBI's taxonomy places the organism in Eukaryota, Fungi, Ascomycota, Sordariomycetes, Glomerellales, Glomerellaceae. Bases 319 to 1299 code for a protein of 326 amino acids. Gene Ontology annotation, biological process: carbohydrate metabolic process. Gene Ontology annotation, molecular function: hydrolase activity, hydrolyzing O-glycosyl compounds.